GAAGGCGCCGUUGGAACAACGUCACGCGGUGUGUGCCACCAUCAGUACUGCUGUGGCCCUCUUCUCCGGCUUCUUCAACAUCUUGCAGCUGACAGCCAUUGAUGACUUCGACCUGCCGGGACGUGAGAACAACUUCACCCUGAACUUGUCCCGUCCCAUCGAAUGGAUCAUGACCUGUCCCAUCAUGCAGUUGAAGCUGGUGGUGCUUGCAGGAGCACGCGUUCCGAGCUAUCGUCGCUUCAUGAUGCCGCUGAUGUCUGUGUCUGUGCUGCUGUGUGGAACCGCAUCAAUGUUCACAGGAGAUGCAUUGCGCUAUGCUUGGUACGCAUUCGGCCUGUUCUUGGCUGGAAUCAUGUUUUACCACAACGCUAUUCAAAUCAAAGAGAACUCUGAGAACGAAGAGACCAUCUUUCAAGGAGACUCUGACUUCCGCAAGCUUUCCAUCCUGUUGAUCAUCACCUGGUUCCCCUUCCCAAUCUGGUUCAGUUUGAGUGUGGAGGGCUUCGGCGUCAUCAAGGACGCUUUGGUCAUUGAGAUGGGAUGGGUGAUUCUCAACAUCGUCUCCAAGUUCACCUACAUCAUCUGGAUGCAGCGCAUGAAGAUGGUGCACCAGCGCAAGUUGGAGGCUGCCCGCGAGCUCUAUGGCCUCUCCCCCACGGACGAGGUUGCAGAGGAGGAUCUCAAGGAAAGGGCCAAGACCGGCUUGGCAGGUAAACAGGGCGGCGCAAUCACUGCCAGUGAUUAUGGCCUGGGAUAUGGAGAAGAGGCUGAGAGCGAAGAGAAGAUGGUGGAAAUUGUCUCGGAGACCAUGGUUACCCUCGGCAUGAGCGCCCACACGGACCGUCUCUUGCGCCUGAUGGUCGAGAACGGCGUCACCAACACUGCGGUGCUCGAACGUCUCAACGCGGAACGUUGCAUGGAGAUCAACCUGCCUUGGGCCUUGGUGGAUGCCUCGCAGCGUCGUUGGGUGAACGAGAAGAUGAACAUGGGCCAGGAUCAAGGUGGAGCCAUCGAGAAGGAAGACCCUUUCAAGAAGCUCUUGGAGGCCAACCGUAUGCGCAUGACCGACAAGAACGCCCAACACGCCUUGCCGGGAAUGAUCAUGAGCGGCAUCGGCGGCAUGUCCACCCCACCCUUGGCGGGGAUGGCCAACAUGAAUUUGGGAGCCAUGGAGGAUCAGCUGGGCGAUAUCGUCAAUCGCGCCUUGAUGCCCUUCCAGGAGGCUGUGAUGACCAAGUUGCAGAUGAUGGAAGAAAACAUGCAACGCCAAUUGGAGACCACCCAGGAGGCAAUCUCCCAGCGCAUGGACUUUUCUCAGGUGGCCAUUUUGCAGACGGUGAACGCCUGCCAAGUUCUUCUGCACAAGUUGGAUUCAUCUCAGGAGAGCGUUGUGCAGAAGAUGGACUCUCAGAAGGUCAGUGUGGACAACUUGUUGAACCACAUCACAGGUGCCAGUGACACCACCAAGCAAGCCCUGUUGGAUACCGUGACCAACUCUUCCAGCGUCUUGUUGCAGAAGUUGGACUCCACACAGCAGGACCUGUUGAAGCAAUCGCACGACAGCUACAAGGUCUUGGGUGAAGUGGCUCAAAAGCAGGACGUGUUGGUCAAGAAGGUGGAUUCAGGUAACGAGUUCACGCAACGUCGUCUCGUGGAAAUGGAGGGCACAAUGGACCGCAAGAUGACGGAGACCAAUGAUUCCGUCUGCAAGUCGCAAGCUGACAGCACCGCACAUCUCCUCACCAAUCUGCGUAUUGACUUGGGCAAGUUGGCAGAACAGGGCAACAGCAUGGUGGACGCCACCGAGAAGUCUGCCGCAGUGCAAGAGGAGCGAAUGGCUGACGUACGCCGCCAGAACAUGAUGAUCAUGGAUAUGUUGACCAACGCUCAAGAGACCAUGCACACCAGCGCUGAGUCCCUUCAGAGCUUCACUCGCUCGGAGAUCAUGCGCGAUUCCGCCGCCAACAUGGAGAUGCAGCUCCGCGAGGUCAUCUUGAAGCAGAUGGGCAAGAUGCAGGAAGCGUUGCUGGGAGGCGAGGAGGAUGAAGCUGGUCAGAAGGGAAUGAAUCUCAAGUCCGCCGUCUCUGCCAUGGUGGAACGUCUGGAGGACAGCGCCCAACGUUUGGAGAUGGCCACUACUGGAAGCGGACAAGGUGGUUCGUCGGCUGAGAUGGAGGACCUGAUCCGUCGCGAGCUGGGCGCGGUGGCCUUGGCAUUGUCCCAACAACAGCGCGACACGGCGCAGGAGAGCAUGAUGCAGGUGGGUGAGACCGUGCGCGGAGAACUCUCCAACUUCAAGGAUGCUCAAGUGGGUCAAGUGUCGGAGGUUGUCAACAACAAGUUGUCCGAAUUCUCCGAGCAGAUCAAUGAGAACAUGCACCGCAUCGAGAAUGGAGUUGACAAGGUCCUGCAGAGUGUGGAGAAGGCCCCGGGAGGUGGUGGUGACAAGGAGAGCCGCAAGAGUCGCGGCGCGGAUCGCGGAUGAGCCCAGGACGACCAGGAUCCGUUCGCGCCCAUCGCCUCAGCACGUCCGCUGUCACUCUGGCGUGGGCCUGUCUUCAUUUGCUUUUUACAAUUGGGCCGCCAUACGUAUGGUGCCCGCUUGAAUCGGAAGGGGCCUGAGAUUUU
Molecule: messenger RNA, 2628 nt
Organism: Cladocopium goreaui
Lineage: Eukaryota; Dinophyceae; Suessiales; Symbiodiniaceae
Source: the annotation of a GenBank genome assembly